Molecule: messenger RNA, 1063 nt
Organism: Polychytrium aggregatum
Lineage: Eukaryota; Fungi; Chytridiomycota; Chytridiomycetes; Polychytriales
Exons: 5
Coding region: 203-868 (221 amino acids)
Cellular component (GO): nucleus
Molecular function (GO): protein binding
Source: RefSeq, a predicted model, not a curated record
GUUGUCCAUUUUGAGGCUGCCCGCACCAUCGACCUGAACUUCAAGGGCCAGUACGACAAAAUCGUGGACCUGGUGCACCGACUGGCAACACUUGAGAGCCGCAGAAACGGAACAUGGAAAGAUGCUAUCGAGGCACAAAUCGAGUCGAUGGCCAAGUCUCUCGACCAGUGCGAUACCGCGAUGAUGGCGCAGGCUAUUGUCCAUGACGCCAUGCUACUCAAGACCACUUUCACGACCUGCCAGCAGUCGCUCGGAGUCGUACAGAGCAUCCAUCAAAAAGUAUCUUGCCAGAGUCGAGCAAAUGGGAGGCGAAUUGACCAUUGGGUCCCUUAAUGGCUUGGCAUCGGCAUUCAGUACCAUUCGUCAGCUGGCGAGCAAUCUGUAUCGUCUCCUCCGACUCUUCAAAACCAUGAGCACACUCGAAACCAAAGUGAAAUAUGAAGCCGACCCGUCCCAGCCCCUGUUCGAUGUCGAUGCUCCGGAACAGCAUCACGACUUUCGAGCCAACGGAGACAUGGAUCAGCUCAAUCCCGGACUGCCUGAGGGGGAAGUGCUGAGCCAGGCCGACAGCGACGGAAGCCUGGAAAUGGGCGAAGCAGAUGAGCAUGACAACGACAACGACAACGACAGCGAUGACGACAGCCCGGUCGCCUUUAUAGAAGCCAACGAAGUGAUUCCUGUGUACAAAGCUCAAGCUAGAAAUGCCUAUGCAGUGAACGUGCUCCGUCGAGUUCGCGCAAAGUUGGAUGGCAUCGAGGGCGAGUACAGCAAAAUGGACGUUUCGGAGCACGUCAAUCUCAUCGUCCAGCAAGCCACCAACGUCGACAACCUCGCGCUCAUGUACGAGGGAUGGAUGGGAUGGAUAUAGCCCGAAACCGUCUACCGGUGAUAUCUCCGUUGCCCGUUGUCCACUGCCUCUGUGCUGGCUGGAGCGAUCGUCAGAAAUCACCCUCGCCUGUUUGAGUCAAGACCACUCAUCGAGUCUUCCGAGUCAUACUCCUCGAUCGAGCACGACGGCACCACCCUUGCGCCUCAAUCCAACAAAUACUCUUGGCAUAUCCGC